This is a messenger RNA of Lacerta agilis (Sand lizard), 1101 nucleotides long. It is a transcript of the gene EIF1AD, whose product is annotated as eukaryotic translation initiation factor 1A domain containing. Lineage: Eukaryota; Metazoa; Chordata; Lepidosauria; Squamata; Lacertidae. The transcript has 7 exons. Bases 286 to 789 code for a protein of 167 amino acids. Gene Ontology annotation, molecular function: RNA binding; translation initiation factor activity. Gene Ontology annotation, cellular component: nucleus. Gene Ontology annotation, biological process: translational initiation. The record is from RefSeq and is a predicted model, not a curated record.
AAAAGCGUGGCGCACCCGGAAGUCGGGUCCAUGAAAGCCGGAAAUAGGAAGUUCUCGCUUCUCACGCUUCGGAGGAGACGAGAAGGUGCCAGUUCUUAAGCAGCUCUUCCAGAACUGUGAAUGUACCAGAGAGUGAAAUCAGCACUGGAUCCACAGCCCUUGAACUUGGACGACGUUGGCUGUUGUUGGAAACAGCCUCCUAGAACGUGGGCGUAUUCUGCAAACGGCUCCUUGCAUCACCCCGACCCCGGCAGAGACACGGUUCCCCAGGGCUAACAGAACAGCAUGUCCCAAGCCACAAAACGCAAGCAUGUGGUGAAAGAAGUCCUAGAAGAGUAUGUGGUGCCUUCAGAGAGGCAGCAGAUCGUCCGGGUGGUGGGGACCCCUGGCAACAAUCUCCAUGAGGUGGAGACAUCUGAAGGGACGCGGUUCCUUGUGAGCAUGCCCACGAAAUUCCGCAAGAAUAUCUGGAUCAAGAGAGGUGACUUCCUGUUGGUAGAUCCCAUAGAAGAGGGGGAGAAAGUGAAAGCUGAGAUCAGUUUUGUCCUCUACAAGGACCAUGUUCGCUACCUGAAAAAGGAAGGAUACUGGCCUGAGGCCUUCUUGGGUGGUGUGGCAGGAGCUCAGAGCAGUGCUAAAGACAGCAGGGAUGGGCCACAGAGCCCACCACGUUCUGCGGGGGAGGAAGACUCUGAGGACGAUGAUGCAGACUUGUUUGUGAAUACCAACAGGGUGAACUACAACUACUUGGAGAGUGAAGACAGCGACUCAGAUGAGGAGGAGAAGUGACAGGUCAAGCCAGCCUGGGGGCUUCCAUAACUUUGCUCAGAGAAAAGGGGGCAUUGCCUCAAACCCCAUCCUCUUGUCUAAUAGGGUUAGCUGUUUGUCCCCUUUUUCUGGAGGGGUGUGUGUACUUGCAGGAGCAUUUUGGAGCUGCUAUAUUGCAGGCAACAACAACAAAAAAUUGGCUCAGCCUGUUAGCAGCAGCCAUGGCUCAUUCCUUGAGGAACUUUGACCCUGUCUUGACCAGAUGCCUCUACUGUGUUCCAGGCCUCUUUCCCUUUCUCCCUUUGCCUUAUUUAGUCACUGCCUGGCAUGCCA